This is a messenger RNA of Cinclus cinclus, 2299 nucleotides long. It is a transcript of the gene ALDH16A1, whose product is annotated as aldehyde dehydrogenase 16 family member A1. Gene Ontology annotation, molecular function: oxidoreductase activity, acting on the aldehyde or oxo group of donors, NAD or NADP as acceptor. The record is from RefSeq and is a predicted model, not a curated record. Lineage: Eukaryota; Metazoa; Chordata; Aves; Passeriformes; Cinclidae. Bases 6 to 2240 code for a protein of 744 amino acids. The transcript is spliced from 17 exons.
CGGCGAUGGCAUCUCUGGCGGCCCUCGGCGCUUCGUCGGUCCCCAAAAUCUUCGCCACGAUGGAGGAGGGGCCGAUCCCCGGCGUGAUCAACCCGGGAGAGGCAUGGCUGGAAUCCCAUGGCCGCAGCCUCGGACACUUUGUGGACGGAACAUGGCUGAAGCCACCAGGACGGAUGAGCCUGGAAUGCCAGGAGGCCACUACCGGCCGGACGGUGGCUGUGGUGCCAGCUGGGGAGAGUUCGGACCUGGCCAUGGCUGUGGCGGCGGCGGCGGCAGCAGCCAAGGCCUGGGCGGGGCUGGGGGGGCCCCAGCGGGGACAGCGCCUGGCCUGGCUGGCUUCCACACUGGACGGUGACAGCAGGAGGACAAUGGGGGCCCUGCUGACCCUGGCCGGGGGGCGGCCACUCUGCCGGACUCUUGGAGCUGACCUGGACUUGGGGCUGCGGCUGCUCCGCGUCCCCGCGGGGGGCGCUCAGCUUGGCCCCCCUGGCCUGGAGGGCUGGACCCCUCUGGGGGUGGUGGCCGUUGUCCUGGUGGGUCCCUGCUCGCUGCCGGCGUUGCUCUGGAAAUUGGGGCCUCUCCUGGCCAUGGGGAACACGGCUCUGGUCCUGUCCCCUCCGGCUGCGGCUCCGCCGCUGCUGCUGCUGGGGGAGCUCAGUGGGGAGGGGGCAGCGCUGCCCCCUGGAGUCCUCAAUGUCCUGGCGGGACCCCCGGGGCUGUGCCAGGCCCUGCGUGCCCACCCCGAGGUCACCUCUGUCACCUUCCUCGGAGCCCCCCAGGAGGAGCUGCAGGCCCUGGUUUGGGGAUCCCCAUGCCGGGGGCCGCACCUGGGGGGACCCCGGGGGGGCCGUGUCGUUGUCAUCGUCCUCGACUCAGCCGACCUGGACAGCGCAGCUGCCGCCAUCGCUGCCACCACUGCCACCCCCCUGGCACUGUUCCCGUGGUGGGGGUGCAUAGUGCUGGCUCAGGACACGGUGGUAGCAGCACUGGAGCGGCGGCUCCGGGCCCGGCUCGGGUUAUUGCGGCUUGGGGACCCCAUGGACCCCAAAACAGAGGUGGGGCCACUGCCCCCCAAGAUCCUCCCACCUGAGGAGGUGGUGCAGGAGGCGCAGGAGGAGGGGGCUCAGGUUUUCCAGGUUCCACUGCCGCCACUGCUGGAGAGGGGGCAUCGUUUCUACCCCCCCACGCUGAUCUCGGGGGUGGCCCCGACCUCGCGCUGUCUGCGGGAGCCGGCCCCGGGGCCACUGCUGGUGCUGCUGCCCGUGCGUGGCCCCACUGAGGCUGUGGCUGUGGCCUCGGCGCUGCCCCAAACUGCGGCUGCUGCCGUCUGGGCCCAGGACAUCACUGUGGCCUUGGAUACGGCGGACAGGCUGCCCCAGGGGCUGGUGUGGCUCAAUGCUCUGGACCUGUUGGACCCCAGCGGGGGCUGUGCCGGGGGGGCUGCAGACGCUGACCUGGAUGAGGCGCUGCGAGAGUUCGGGUGUCCCCCCUGGGAACAGCCCCUCAAGGUGGAUGAGCCACUCAGCCCCCUGGUGACUGUGGAUGACCCCGGCGAUCCCGAGCUGGCUCAGGCCGUGGCUGCCGCCCGCGGGGCUGCCCUGUGGUGGGGGCGGCUGCCGGGGGAGUCGCGGGCCCGGGUGUUGCGGGGGGCGUCGGCCGUGCUGGACGGGGCACACGGGACCCCCAAGGACGGAGACAUCGGCGACACCGACGAGAGCCUGCAGAGGGCGCUGCUGCGCUGGGCGGCGCGCGUGGAGCGCGUGGGCGGGGCCGUGCAGGAGGUGCCCGGGGGCCGGGCCCUGGUGACGCGGCGGCCCCUCGGAGUGCUGGGCGUGGCCUGGGGCUGGCCCCGCCCCCUGGCGCUGCAGCUGCUCCUCCCGGCGCUCGCGCUCGGAAACUGCGUCGUGGUAGUGGCGCCCCCUGGCGGCGUCCUUGCCGCACAGCGGCUACGGAAGGCUCUGGUGGCCGCGGGGCUCCCGGGGGGUGCCCUGACGCUGCUUCCCGGGAAUUCCCGGGGGUCCGGAUCUCACCUGGCGCGACAGCACCCGGACGGGCUCUGGAUCUGCGGGGGGGACGCGGAUUGUAACUGGAGCUCUGCCGUGAGCGUCUCCCGCGUUUGGGGGGUCCCGGUGGGAGUCCUGGGGGGUCCGGGGCAGGAUCCCCCCCUCGGCGCCGAGCGGGAGCUGGAACUGCGCUGCACUCGCCCCCACUGCCUUUGGCUGACGGGGGGCGGUCCGUGAGACGCCCCCCCAGAACCCAUCAAACCUGCGGGGAUUUCAGACCUCACUCUGUGCCCCCA